This is a messenger RNA of Balaenoptera ricei (Rice's whale), 4963 nucleotides long. RefSeq names its product CLOCK interacting pacemaker (gene CIPC). Bases 1076 to 2275 code for a protein of 399 amino acids. The record is from RefSeq and is a predicted model, not a curated record. Lineage: Eukaryota; Metazoa; Chordata; Mammalia; Artiodactyla; Balaenopteridae. Gene Ontology annotation, cellular component: nucleus. The transcript has 6 exons. Gene Ontology annotation, biological process: negative regulation of DNA-templated transcription; negative regulation of circadian rhythm.
CCGGGCGGUCCGGGCAAGCCUCCUUCGGGCCGAGACAAGGCGAGGCUGCCAGCCUCCCCUCCCACGCCGGCCGCCUCCGCACGGGCUCGCGUGCAAGUCAGCAUGGCCUGUCCCGGUCCCCAACCCUAACGGCGUGCCGGUGUACAAACUGAGAGAGCUGUUUCCCCCGACCGACUUCCACCCACGCCCCCGGGACAAUCACUCCUCCUGCCUUGUCCGCUAGAAGCCGGCCCACCCCGGCUUCUCCGGACCCCGCCUCUGAACCACGCCCCCUAGCAGCUCGUUGCUCAAGAUCCCCGUACAAAAUGGCGGCUGGGCCUGGAGAACCAACCAUAGAGACGCCCACCUUCCGCGGAGAGCGCGCCGACCUCUUAAGGACGCCCGCGCCUCCCUGAGAGGCGUGCCGACGUCGUCUUCCGGCGGAGACGAAACAGCGGGCGCCGCCAAGGGCCCUUCUAGGAGAACAGCGAGCAGUCUCAGUGGUGCCGGGUCGUCCGAGCCGUGUCACGUGGCUGGCGAAAGCAGUCGCGGAGGCUGGGGGGAGGAGAAAUGGGCGGGAGGACUGGGGGAUAGCUUGAGACCCGACGACGACGGGGUUGUCAUGGAGCCGCGGGGCCGGGCUCGCGCAUGCGCCACUCUACUCGCGGGUCGUCCGGUCGCGGAGCGGCGUCCCCGAUCCUAGGGGAUUUGAGGAAGUUCUCUAAUCUUAUCUCCUCUUUGAAAGAGGAGAGUGGAGUUUGCCAUACCAGGUUCCAAACAGAGGACAUUGUAUGUUCAGGAUCUUUGACAUGAAUUUGCAGCCAAGCUGGAGCAUGGAAAUGGAUGUGAAGGGGAAGAUGAAUAUUAGAGAUUUAGUAUCCUUACAGCUGGCAUCCCUUGGCGAUUCAGAGGGCCUUGUUAAAAUAUCUUGAAGGGCUCGUUGCUCCCAUACUUUGCACUGUUAGCCUAGAUCUGGAUCUACUUUGGACUAGCUGUGUGUCACUGGAUCAAAUCUAGGCUUCUUUCCAGGAAGUGGGCGACCAGGGCAGUCCAGAUGAAAAGAGUACUGAUGAAUGCACUUCCAGCCCAGUAAAACAUGGAGAGGAAGAACCCAUCCAGAGAGGGCUCUAGAAGGCUCUCAGCCAAACUAAGCAAAGGCCCAGAGAUGAAAAAAGUGUCUCGUCAACUCUGCAUGGCAGCUGCUGAAUCAGAUAAGGACUCUGGAUUUUCAGAUGGGAGCUCUGAAUGCCUGAGCUCGGCAGAGCAGAUGGAGUCUGAGGACAUGCUGAGCGCCUUAGGCUGGAGCCGAGAAGACAGGCCAAGGCCGAGCGCCAAGCCUGCGAGCGGUGCCUUCCCAACACUGGCCCCCAUGGUUGUCAUGAAGAACGUGCUGGUCAAGCAGGGCGGCAGCUCGCCGCAGCUCCAGUCCUGGUCUGUGCAGCCCUCCUUUGAAGUGAUCUCAGCACAGCCCCAGCUCUUAUUCCUUCAUCCACCCGUACCGUCUCCUGUCAGCCCGUGUCACCCUGCUGAGAAAAAGUCGGACUCCAGGAACUACUUGCCCAUUCUCAACUCUUACACCAAAAUAGCCCCACACCCAGGCAAAAGGGGCCUUUCCCUCAGCCCAGAAGAAAGAGGAGAAGGUGGAAUGCAGAAGAAGAUCUGUACCGAGAGACUUGGGCCAAGCCUGUCUUCUAGUGAGCCGACCAAGACUGGUGCCGGCCCAUCCGGGCCCCCGACUCCAGCGCCCGCCAGCACCAAGCUUGCCGAGGACUCAGCUCUUCAGGGUGUGCCCUGCCUGGUGGCAGGUGGAAGUCCACAGACGCUUCAGCCAGUGUCCAGCAGCCAUGUGGCUAAAGCUCCCAGCCUGACCUUUGCUUCCCCCGCCAGCCCUGUCUGUGCGGCAGACAGUACCCUGCAUGGGAUGGAGAGCAACUCCCCGCUGUCCCCGCUGUCAGCUAGUUACAGCUCCCCUCUGUGGGCUGCAGAGCACCUCUGCCGCAGUCCAGAUAGCUUUUCAGAGCAGCGGCAGAGCAAGCACAGGCGCUUUCAGAAUACCCUAGUAGUCCUACACAAAUCUGGUUUGCUGGAGAUCACUUUGAAAACCAAGGAGUUGAUUCGUCAGAACCAGGCAACUCAGGUGGAACUAGACCAGCUAAAGGAGCAGACCCGGCUAUUUAUCGAGGCCGCCAAGAGCAGGGCUCCUCAGGCUUGGGCCAAGCUGCAGGCGUCUUUGACAUCAGGGUCAGGUCAUACUGGCAGUGACCUAGAAGCAUUCUCCGAUCAGCCAGACAUAUAACAUAGAAGGCAUAUUUUCCUGUUACUUGAGUGGUUCUUUUUAACUCUUUUACCGUUAUCUACUCCUGUUUCCCAAAGCUUAUGUAAGAGCUUUCCUUUUAAACUUAAACUGUUCAGCGGUUCACUUACGAAGCCACGUGCCAAUACCUGGCUGCUGUCUUAACCUGUGGUCUGUGCACAGUUUACCUUUGUCUCCGUUCCACUGAGGACCUCAGAUUUGGGUGUCCACGAGUCCCUCUUCCUUAGCCUGCAGGCACUUCGAUGGAUCACGGGACAAAGCGGGAAAGAUGCUUGUGGGGGGCCCUUCUAGCUGUCACUUCCCACCAUCCCACUCACCGCAAUCAGGGAUGCAGUGACGCAGACAAGCAUACAGAGUGACACCUGCCAAGCCAGGGAGUCGGUGACAUAAGGAGCCCUUCGUGGAUCUUCCCUUGAAGGUCUCAGUCACAGAGGAAAAUACAAGAGGAGGGUGUUUGCAUUCCACGAGGCAUUGUGCCAUUUGGGGGAAACCUAAAAUGCUUUCAGAUGCUUUGGGCACACAUUGGUCCUCGGAUGCAAGCACUUAAUCACUUAAAGCUUUGUUUCUUUAAACUCGAAAGUCAAGGGGAAAGGGUAGUACCAUUAACUCGUACACUUUAAUCAUAAGCCAGAUUUCUGUUAAACUGGUAGGUGAAAUAUUUCAGAUUUGUAAAGUAUGGAAUGGAUUUAGGACCAUCUGGAGCUACAGUUGAUGAACUGCUUUUUUGACUCAGAGUCUAAAGAAAGGAGAAAUGGCUAGCAUCUCUUGGUUGAGAGCUGGAAGAUUCUGAUAAUUUAUGCUUUUUACUCUCUCUCUCUUCUUUUGAAACAAUGCAAAAGAAGAUUUUCUUAUAUGUGAAAAUCCUAAAAGAGACCUUCAUGGUUCCCGAUUGUGUAAUGCAAGUCAGCCCUCUGCUACCAUCUUUUUUCCCCCUUUUUUUUUUACAAAAGAGGAAAGAAAUGAUUAUUAAGCUUGAUAAACUUUGAAUUAAAAUCAUCAUAAGGUUAUGACAUUAAGUCCACAAAAAAUUGGGAAACGUUCUUAUCCAUUUUCUUUCCACAUCCAGAGUUUUCAUUUGUCUCAUGUCACAGUGAUGUGGAGCAGAGUCUUCUGUGUUUCUUUCGUGCAUUGGAUUUGGCUGCAAAGCCAAAGGUGUAGUGGGUUAUGUGAAGUCCAUCUAGAAAUGGAGAGUGUUAUGAGAACUUGCAGAUGACGCACACUCUUUCAGCCUCACUGUAAACUAGAUUUCUAAGUAGUAAAGUUGCCAGCUUUUUAUCCUCCCAUUUAAAAAUUUCAUCCUCUUGAAAAUCUUUGUACCAGUUACUUUAGUAAGAAAUUCUGUAUGACCAACUUCAUCUUUUCUGCAAGGAAAAUGUUCUUGAAGUUCUACCAAGGCCAGAAGCUAAUGCUCAUGUUUGCUAGGUAGUUGUAACUUUUAACAUAGUUUUAAAAUUACAAGGCUUCGGAUUGCCUGCAUUUUGUUCUCAAACGUGUACAAUUCAGAUAUGACCAAUUUAGAAGUAAACAACUCAGUAAAAUCUUUAGACUCUCCUGGUAAAUGCAGAAUUAUUAGCUGCCAUUUGCUUUCUGAAAGAUUUCAAACAUCAGAGCAAAUGUGUCUUUAAGCAGCCUCUGCUCCUUUUAAUGUUUUUCUCUUGGCCCACACCCUUUGCCUCUCCUGAGUCUGUGCGGUGCUGCUGGAGCUCUGUUCUGCAUGCCAUGCUAGGAAGCUUCCUUUUUGGCAGCGUAUGUUUGGCAGCAAAGCUCUAGAAACAGGUGCCUUCAGAACAGCCUGGGCACCAGUCAUGAGUCUUACUGAGUCAAAAAUCUGAACACACUUGCUGAGAACCAAAUUUAUUCCUUCAGAAAAACCCUCUGUGGAGCCGUAUGCGUCUUGGACUCUUCUUCCUAGAUUAAGGUUUGCAUUCCCUCCUGUCAGGUAAAAGACGAUGAAAGCCGUCAUUGAUCCUCACUGCUGAGUGACAGGGAGAAGCAGCACCCCACCCCCCCCCCCCGGCCCCCGCCCCCGGCUCUUCUCUGAUGCUGUAACUCAGUGUGGAAGUCUCUCUGGGCUCUUAGCCUGGGUGCUCUUUACCUAGUGUAGCAGUAAGCAGAUGAAGCCACUUAGAGAAGCUGGUCGUGGAAGGAGAGACCCACUGAGGCUAGCAGACAUGUGGAGCCAGAAGCCAGAUCGGCAAAGGGAGGAACCUCGGAGUUGAAGGAUCUCCGUUGGUUUCACAAGGCUGUAAGUAGUAAUGGUUUUAGUGAUGCGUGAUUUGAUCUGGUAUGAAGUUCUGUGGCAAAGCUGCUGUUUUCUAAAAGCCAUUCUUAGCUCAAACCAACCCUUAAGAGAAGUUUUGGCAGGUUGUGUUGGCGGUAUUGAAACAUCUAGAAAAAGCUGCUGAUUGAAUUGGUUAUGGGAAUGGAGUUUGGUGACAUUUGUAAUUUAUUACACUCAUUGCUUUUUAUCGAUUGUGGUAUUGUCUGACUUUACUAUGAUUCCUUCAGCAGAAAAGUAACUCUCGUGCAUAUAUUGAAGUGUUUUUCCAGCUAUGAAUUCUUUAGGGUAGAGAUUUAUUUACCAAAUGUGAAUUCUUUUGAGGAAGUAUGAAGUUUUGUAGAAAUUGACUGUGAAAUGUCAGAGGAAAAUAAAAGUCACUUACUUGAAAA